This is a messenger RNA of Lethenteron reissneri (Far Eastern brook lamprey), 2309 nucleotides long. It is a transcript of the gene LRR1, whose product is annotated as leucine rich repeat protein 1. The record is from RefSeq and is a predicted model, not a curated record. Gene Ontology annotation, cellular component: cytoplasm. Gene Ontology annotation, molecular function: protein binding. NCBI's taxonomy places the organism in Eukaryota, Metazoa, Chordata, Hyperoartia, Petromyzontiformes, Petromyzontidae.
UUCAUUGCCGUUUCGUUCUAUAAACGAAGGAGAUUAAUAAAAGCGGCUUAUUGCCUCGAUGUCUUAACCGCCGCGGUGUGCGAUUCACUGUUGGAAACUAAGACGAUGAGCGAGUAUACUUGUUGAGAUCGUUUGUCAGGCGCGUUCACGUCCAGACUACGCGUUCUAAUGCGACCCGAUAUUUGUAAUAUUCAGCCCCUGAUAUGAAACCAGUUCUGGGUGAAGGUCCUCCACACGCCGUUUCGGGACACUGCCGGAGGACCUGGUGCCGAGAUUCUACUGCAUAGCCGCGCACACGCGGCUGGGAAGACACAGGCGGUCGGGAUGCGGCUGCAAUGCGACGUGGAGACCUCGAGCCGUCUGCUGCCAUCGUGUGGACUGAGAGGUCGCGGACGCGGGAUCUGGUCGGUCCUGACCAUCGGAGCCCGUGGCGGCGGCGGCGAUGGUGGAGAUAAGGACGGCAAGAACGCGCACGGUCAGCUAUGGCUCAUGGUCUGCAGCAGCAAGGACAAAGCCGGCUCCAGAUACAAGCUCAAAGGGAAUAUCGAGCAGCUCUUCACGAAGUUUGUCGAUGAAGGAAAAGCCACCGUGCGGCUUAAGGAGCCCCCGGUUGACUUGUGCCUCAGCAAGGCAAGCACAGUGGGGCUCAAGGGUUUCCUGUCGGCACUGCGGCUGGCGCACCAGGACCACAACGUCUCCUCGAUGCAUAUCUCUUCGCUGGCUCCUGCCCGCUCCUCGGACGUUGAGAAGCCGCGCGAGCACAUGACUGUACUUUCCCGUGCCAAUUACCCACUCGUCGCCGGCUUCCCCAGCUCCCUCCAGAGGCUGCAGGUUUCCAACUGCCGCCUGUCGCGCGUGGACAGCCGCAUGCUGAGCCUGCGCCACCUGUGCCGCCUCGACCUGAGCCACAACCACGUGCGAGAGCUGACGGCAGCGCUCUCCUCGCUCGGCUGCCUGGCCGAGCUCAUCCUCGCCGACAACCGCCUGGAGGCGUUCCCCUCUGCACUCUGCUCCGACGACUCGGCGCUUCGCCGGUCGCUGCGCCUGCUUGACCUCUCGCGCAACUGCCUGCGCUCGCUGCCGCACAACUUCGGCCGCCUUAGUGAGCUCGCGUACCUCCGCCUGGACGACAACCGGCUGACGGCGCUGUGGCGCGGGCUGGGCCGGCCUAACACCGGCCGGCUGAGGUCCCUGUCGGCAGCGCGGAACACCAUUGCACGGCUGCCUGGCGGGUUCGCGCGCCUGCGCCUCGACGUGCUGGACCUGCACGGGAACCCGCUGGAGCAGCCGCGACCCCACGACCUCGUCGCUGUGCGGCUACUGCUGCCUCCGACACUGGCCGAGCUGGCGGCACGAGUGGCGAAAGCGUGCAGGCUGCCCUACUGUCCAGCUUCGGUGCCGGCUGAACUUUGCCGAUGGCUCGACGCGGCCGAGCCGUGCGAAGGCUGCGGUACUUUUAUGCUCGACAGCUUCGUGGCCACGUCUCUGCCGCUGGACCUGCGGUGCAUCGCCACUCAGGUGGUGCUACUGGACCAUGGUGGCAGAGGCCAGGAGGCCCCUCGGCUUGUGUUCUUCUGCUCCCGUGCCUGUCACCAGCGCUUACUUCUGAAGCUCUGACUGCGUAAACUUUAUAUACCAAAAGAAAAAAAGCACCAGAGUAAUCAAAGUUCCCCUCGUUGAACUUCAAUGAGAAAAGCUUACUCGCGUAUGUUUUGCUCGGGUAUGAAAGUUCUGAAAUUGUUGCUUAUGGACCAACUCGGAGAAUGUGCCCGAUCUCAUCUAUGAUUGUUCCUGGCUGGUGCUUGAAUGGGUGACCACCAUGCACAACAAUAGGUUGCUGUGGGUCUAUGUGGUGGGCAGUGUGGAAAAAUCCAUUGUUAUAAUGCACUUCUAUGCUCCAAUUUCUGUUCCCAGCCUUCCACAAACCCACAGCUGACCAUCAUAGUGAAGUAUGGUUAAAUAACCUGCCCCCCACGUCACAUGACGUGGAUGACCAACCAUUCCAAUGCCGGACCCUCCUGAUUCGAUCUUGGGACUUGAAGUUCUGCUGUGUAAAUACAGGGCAUUGACAGCUCUAAGUUUCAACUGCCCUCCUGCUGCAACUGUACCUGGUCACUUUAUAUUUUUAAAGAGAUCUCCAUACCUACUGUAGCUUUGGAUGUAUAAGCCUAAAAACAGUGGGGCAAGAUUAAUUCCUGCUGUUUUCUGGAGAGAGUAAUUUCAGGCAAUUACACACUUAUUAUAUUUGAAGCGUUUUUUAUUUAUCAUUACCAUGACACAUUACAAAUUAAAUAAAAAGCACAGCAUUA